Phyllostomus hastatus (greater spear-nosed bat) is the source of this 1092-nucleotide messenger RNA. It is a transcript of the gene RLIG1, whose product is annotated as chromosome unknown C12orf29 homolog. Gene Ontology annotation, biological process: response to reactive oxygen species. Bases 105 to 1082 code for a protein of 325 amino acids. Gene Ontology annotation, molecular function: RNA ligase (ATP) activity. The record is from RefSeq and is a predicted model, not a curated record. NCBI's taxonomy places the organism in Eukaryota, Metazoa, Chordata, Mammalia, Chiroptera, Phyllostomidae. The transcript is spliced from 7 exons.
GUGAAAGUUGCGUGACUAGCGUGCGACGGCUUACUUCACUCUCUGCCAGGACCAGACUGAGUUCUGAAGUCCGCUUUCCAUCCCUUCUACCUGUCCUGCUCAUCAUGAAGCGCCUGGGCUCUGUGCAGCGCAAAAUACCGUGUGUGUUUGUGACGGAAGUGAAAGAGGAGCUCUCCACCAAAAGGGAGCAUCAGCCAUUUAAAGUUUUGGCAACUGAAACUGUAAGUCACAAGGCAUUAGAUGCAGAUAUAUACAGUGCAAUUCCAACAGAAAAAGUGGAUGGAACAUGUUGUUAUGUUACUACCUACAAAGGUCAGCCAUAUCUGUGGGCUCGACUAGAUAGAAAACCUAACAAACUAGCUGAGAAAAGAUUUAAAAAUUUUCUACAUUCAAAACAAAACUCAAAAGAAUUUUUUUGGAAUGUUGAGGAAGACUUCAAACCUGUUGCGGAGUGCUGGAUACCGGCAAAGGAAAUAGAACAGUUGAAUGGAAAUCCAAUGCCUGAUGAAAAUGGACACAUUCCUGGUUGGAUACCAGUGGAAAAAAGCAACAAACAGUAUUGUUGGCAUUCCUCUGUAGUUAAUUAUGAUUUUGAAAUCGCCCUGGUCCUGAAGCAGCAUCCUGAUGAUCCUGGUCUUUUGGAAAUUAGUGCAGUGCCUCUGUCUGAUCUGUUAGAACAGACACUGGAGCUUAUAGGAACAAAUGUUAAUGGAAACCCAUAUGGGUUAGGAAGCAAGAAGCAUCCAUUACAUCUUCUUAUACCACAUGGAGCAUUUCAAAUAAGAAAUUUACCAACCUUGAAGUACAAAGAUCUGUUGUCCUGGUUUGAAGGUUGCAGAGAGGGUAAAAUUGAAGGAAUAGUGUGGCACUGCAAUGAUGGCUGUUUAAUCAAGGUCCAUCGCCAUCAUCUUGGUUUAUGCUGGCCAAUUCCAGAUACUUACUUGAAUUCAAAACCAGUUACUGUGAACAUGAACCUGGACAAACAUGACUAUGCUUUUGAUACUAAGUGUUUAUUUUAUCAUUUUUCAAAAAUAGACCAUCAGAAAUUUAGUAGGCUCAAAGAUAUAAUACUUGACGUAUAAUCUGGAAAUG